Molecule: messenger RNA, 4874 nt
Organism: Xyrauchen texanus (razorback sucker)
Lineage: Eukaryota; Metazoa; Chordata; Actinopteri; Cypriniformes; Catostomidae
Product: chorion-specific transcription factor GCMb-like
Exons: 5
Coding region: 472-2013 (513 amino acids)
Biological process (GO): regulation of transcription by RNA polymerase II; gliogenesis
Cellular component (GO): nucleus
Molecular function (GO): RNA polymerase II cis-regulatory region sequence-specific DNA binding; DNA-binding transcription activator activity, RNA polymerase II-specific
Source: RefSeq, a predicted model, not a curated record
UACACGUGAAAUAUCACACCGUCGGGCUCAGUUUGAAAAGACACGGUCAUUUUCCCCUUAAAACUGCAAACGCAAAGAUAAAAUCUGGGACACUUAUGGAACAUUUAUUUACCCCAAGCGGUGUCAGUCUGUGCCUCUGCUGUCUCUAGUCAAACAUAGCGCUUUCGUUCGUUCCGCGGUUGAGUUGAACUGUGAAGUUAAAGUGAAGUGUUAGUGGAGAUGAAUCGCACGGAUCAUGUUCAGUGAAAGUACGAAGUGUUUGAGCUAGUCCGUGUUCGUGUAUAUGCGUAUGUGUUAAACCCAGCCUCCAUCUUUACAUAGACAUAGCAACGUUUACCUGAAACCAUUACCUGUGUGAAGCGCACCUGGACGGGCUUACACAAACGUGGAUUUUAGGAGACAAGAAAGACUGUUUUGGAAGUAUAGACAUGACUGGGGGAUGUAUGAUCCAUUCUAAGAUCUAGAGUCUUGAUGUUUGAUUCUGAAGAUUGCUGUGAUCCGGAUCUGAGAAAUAUUAUGUCAAAAUCCUCAGAUCAAUUUGACAGCUCGGACUGUGUGUGUUCUUUAGGGAUGAAGUUGACUUGGGAUAUAAACGACUCCAAACUUCCACAGGACACAAAGCAGUAUGAUGUAUUCCAGGAGUGGACGGAUGGAUAUGUGCGUUAUAUUUACAGUAGUGAGGAUAAAAAUGCACAGAGACACCUAAGUGGAUGGGCCAUGAGAAACACGAAUAAUCACAACAGUCAUAUCCUGAAGAAGUCUUGUCUUGGUGUUGUGGUGUGUUCACGGAACUGCUCUCUACCAGAUGGGACCAAACUUCAGCUGAGACCGGCCAUCUGUGAUAAAGCACGACAGAAACAACAGAAAAAGCUUUGCCCGAACUGUAACACAGCUCUAGAGUUGAUUCCGUGCCGAGGUCACAGUGGAUAUCCAGUCACCAAUUUUUGGAGAGUUGAUGGAAAGGCCAUUUUUUUCCAGGCUAAAGGAGUCCAUGACCACCACAGACCAGAGAGUAAGUCUGAAACAGAGGCAAGAAGGAGUGCAGUGAAGAGACGGUUGUCUUCACCUCACUUCUCACAGAAAAGAAGACUGGUGGAGCCAGAGCCUGGGCGCUACCAUGACAUGGCCUUCCCAAAUAUCCACCAGCUCACCAUGGAGGAUUCGGACCGCUUCAGCAUCAUUGCAGAGUCCAACUUCCCAAUCCAGACCCAACACUACCCUCCAUUCCAGAACCCAGAGCCCUACAAGUUCCCCUAUGAAACAAACGCUGCUGCGGCCAUGGCCGAUGCCCCAGGCUCACUGCAGAAGCCUGCCAACCACCGUCUGUAUAUGACUCGCCCCCCUUGUGGCUAUGAUUUUACAGUCCCAGGAUACAUCAGCUCAAGUCCUUAUCCAGCAGCACUGUACAAGGACCCUGCUAACCCACAAUCUGAGAUGGAACCUAAUAAAUCUGGGCCCUGUCUAAGUGGGGUCUCUCAUGGCACGAGCCCAUUAGCCACCCAUGAGCGGAGCUACGCAGACACCACGGGAAAACAUCACAACUGGAAGCAGAUUCAUAGUAAAGGUGUUUACGGGGAACGAGGAGAUUACCCUCAGCUGCCGACCAAUGGCAACCACCACUACUACAACAGCAACUACCCAUGUAGGUACACAGGACCCACUUCUGCUUCCCCGGCAGCUCUCCAGACCAUAAUAACCACAACUACAAAAGUGUCAUACCAGCCAUGCCCCAAGCCAUCUGUCGUCAAGCAUGGAGAGAACAUCUAUGACGUAAAAUGUCUGUCUAAAUGUAACUCAGUAUUGGAAGAGGCAACUCAGAACUCUCCCUACUCUGACAUUAAGAUUCCUGAGGAUUCCGGAGUGAUAAAAUCUGCCCUGUCAUACCAGGACACUCUCCCAGCUAAAAUUGAGAGGGCAGAAAACUUUGAGGGCUAUCGCUUCAGCAGCUACAGCUCAAAAAGUUACCCUGAACAGAUGUCACAUCCAUUUAGGUAUGACAUUGGUGAAUACUGAAGGACUACAAUGAGAAACAAUAGACGACAAUAGACAAUACCCCAUGGCAAGAUGUGUCAGACUUUAAAUAUAGACCUGAAACUUACUCUACACAAAUACAUGAAUGCAAACUUUUCAAGCUAUGCAAACUUGAUUUCGUGUAUCAUUGCAUUCUGCCAUGUGCAAUUCAUAAUGCAAUGCAAGCACAAGUUUGAUUCUCAACUUGGCUUAAAGGGGCAGCAUUAGCACAAACUAUUCUUAUAUGGUCUUUUUUUAUUUAUUUUUUUAUUUUAGGUUAACUACUGUCAUGGUGGAGCAACAUUUUGAAGGGAAGCUUGCUGAGCAAGUUAGUUAAUUAGAAUUAGUUAACAGUUUUGUUCAGUCGAUUGACAAAUCAGUGUUAUUGAGCAACUUUUUAAGUUAACAAAUUGUUCUCUUUAACUUACAUACACUGACUCUUAUUUGUGGAACACUGACUGAUGUCUCUCCCUUUUGAAAACAUUGAGCUCUAGUAUCAAGUGUGAGACUGCUUUGGUGGCUUUUCUUGCAUGUAAAGACUGACUAUAGCAUGAGCCAAUAGCAUUUGAGUGUGAGCUGUAAAGGAUAUUAUUUGUUUGACCCUCUGAUUGAAUACACACCUUCACUGAACCAGGUGGUGAUUUGAAAUGAAAUUAUAUAUAUAUACAUAUAUAUAUAUAUAUAAAAUUGUCAUUAAAAUGACAUUAAGUUGUUAUUGAAACUUUUUUGUCUAUUUGGUAGGGCUACACAAUUAAUCGAAAUGAAAUCGAAACCGCGAUAUGACCUUGCGAUUAUUAAAUUGCGAAGACUGCGAUUUAAUUAACUAAAUACAUAGUCUGCUCCCUUCAAAGUUUAUUUGCGCUGCUCAGUCCAGUCUAUAUUAAAUUAGCACAUUGUUAUAGUGUUUUCAGAGCGGUUCUGUGCUCCACAACUCCCUCUCAUACUUUGAGUAACAGAAGUGAUCUGAGUUCGGUUCCAAUUGCUUAUGUGCGCUAAACUAUUUAUUUACACUAAACUGGCUGCGUGCAGCGUUUUUUAUUAUUAUCUGCGGUAGCAGCAUCUCAGUCUCCGCAAGGCACAGGUAUCAUAAUAAUAGCGCAUAAUACAAGAUGGGGUAUAAUUCAAACAUCUUUAUUAAAUGGCAUUAUCAGUAACACCUGUAGAGUCCAGAAACAUCUCUUCAUUCUCCUUUCAUUCGUUUACUUCACGAGAGAGCGUGUCACCCUUAUUACACUCCCCGCGGAAACAAGUAAAAGUGGAACUAAUAUUACCAACAUCCAACAAAAUGAAAAGGAAGGAACAUACGUAUAAUAAAUCUAUAUUAAAUAUUUUGUUACUAUAAUAUAAUGCAUUGCUAAAUUAAAUAUAAUAAAAUAAUGAAUACAAAUAAUUAAAUUAAAUGUUGACAAACUAACCAAAAUUUCCACUUUAAAUUGAAAUACACCAAUGGGUUAUCAGUUCAACUUCAGUUUGACAUUAAGCCUCAUUCUUUAGGACUAUCUUAUAUAUAGUAACGAAUAGUUUGCAUAAGCCUACUAGAUUUUAAGGCCUAGAAUAAAGAGUUACAUUUAUAUUUGAAAGUUAUAAUUUGUUUAUACUGAAUUAUUCAAUCAACCAACAUUAUUAUUGACAGCAAAAACUAGGCAACAAUUAUGGUUUUACCAACUGGAUGGUAACAUUUGGAUAUGAAGAAGACUUUGUUUCACUGUUUAUAUAUUUAUUUGUUUGUGGUUGAACUGAAAAAAGGGUCUCAGUUUGUUUCUUUUUAAGAGGGAUUGGGUUGAACAUGUGGAAAACAUUACCAUCUAAUCGCAGUUCAAAUCGCAAUCGCAAUAUUUUUUGAAAUAAUUGUAAUAUUACUUUUUUGUCCAAAUCGUGCAGCCCUACUAUUUGGAUACAGUAGCUAGAUUAAAGUCAUGCUCAGCUAUUAAUUAAAUCAUAAAUAGGCCUAAAUAGGCCUAUACUUUGUUGACAUUUUUGGGGGAAACACUUAUGAUGCUUAAAAACAGCUGAAAUCUCUUAAAAGGUUUGUAGAUGUGAACAUUUUAAUAAAGAAUAAUUAGACUUGUUUCAGUCAUGAACGACUCACCACCUAUUACCACAGAAAUGGUCAAUGAACGAAUUAGUGAGCAAAUAAGUAAAUUCAUCUGAACAAAUCACUUUGUGAACAGAUUCAAAAGACUUGAGAUUAAGACAAAUCCACUAUUAUUCAAACUGUCAACUGUCAAACUAACUACCGAUAUAAUAACACAUCCGGAUUAAUAACACAGACUUUUACAGCCCCCUUGAGUACUGAAGUUUGCCACCAUCACAGCAACUCAUGAGCGUAAUGUACAAGAGGACUGCAAGCUUACGAUACGAUGGCCAAACUUUCACGUCUGUGUUCACAUAUUUUGUAAAGUAUGGUUCUGGCCAUAAAAUGUGUUAUUUAUAUUCAGUGUUUGAUCUGUUUAAGUGUCUUUAGUUUAAAAGUGAUUGUAGAUUCCUGGUGGAUUUUUGUGUAAAUCUUUGAUCUAUAUUAAUUAAAUAAAUCAGUGUUGAGUACAUUUCCAGAUACACGAGUAAUGUGUUUGAAAGCCAUGAUUGGUGACUAGCUGUUGUCUUAGAAAUACAUAAAAACUGUGUGUCGAUUGAGAAUCGAGUUAAGAAUUGUUUCUUUGUUCUGUUUAUUAGAAAGGGUCACUCUUUUUAACUGAGAGCAUGUAGAGUGUACUAUAUAGUCUACAACAGAUAUAUUGUCGAUUAUAACAGACCAAGCCUUCUCAUAUUAGUCAUCUUUAAGAGAUUUAAGAAAGACAGUCAAAACACAUUAUUACAUUUGAGAUAAAAAAACAGAAAAGUCUUAAAACCUCUUCAGCUUUGAC